CCGGAAAGCUCUCCUCUCCAAGUCGUCUCCGCGUUUGGGUUCUUCACACCACAAUGCUGCGCAAGUCUGUUCUCGAGCUGUCAAUAAAGAGGCUCCCGAGGAAUUUGGGAGCUCAGAGAUUUCAUUUGAGUUCGUCGAGGAAAGUAUCUACUUCUGGUAAAAAUGGAGCUAAUCCUGUGGGAAAACCAGUUACUCCAAAUGUGUCUCCUCCUCCUCCUCCUGUGGGGAAACCAGAGGGCUCUAAAGGAGGUGGUUCUGCGAAAGUGGUUAUAGGAGGCGCUGCUAUCGCUGGUGCGUUUCUGUUAGCGUAUCAGAAUGGAUACUUGGAUCAGUACAUUGGGAAUGAAACGCAGAAAUUAAGUGAGUCAGUUAAGUCAGAUGGAGUUACUGAAAAAAUAGAGGAGGUUCAUCAUUCGAGUGUAUCUCCCGGUGUUGAAGAUUCUGCUGGGAUUAGCUCAUCAAUGGAUGGUAAAGCUGAGGUUCCAGCUUCUGUGGGAGUGCAGAGUGACGUAGAAGUGCAUCCCGAGUCUGAUCCAACACCUGACCGUUAUACAUAUGUUUCUUCUAACCAACAAGAGUCGCCUCAAGAAAAUGCUGUUGAUGAAGCAGAGAAAAGCUUGCCUCUUUCUUCCGAAGAUUUGAAAACUGAGUCUGUCUCGUCCCAGGAAAUUAAUUCUGAGGCAGAAAAUGUGAGGUUGGAAGCUGUACCAAAACCUGAGGACAGUACUGUUGCUAGUGCCCAGCCUAGUUUGGUUCUUAAUGAAAGUGUAAUGGAAUCUGCUUCACCGAAGGAUCCUGCCACUGAGAAGGCACCCGAGGAUGCCAUUGAGCGUGAAAUUGAAAAGCCAGGUUCGCUCCUUAAGGAAUACAAUCUAGAUGGCAAUGGUACUGAAAGCAAUGGAUCCUCAUCGGCUGCAGAGCAACUAACUGAAGAAACUGAGGCUCUUCUCAACUCUACUGAGGGGCUGAAAGAUGGCUACAUGACUCAAGAUGGAAAGUUGGUACUUGAUUUUUUGGAGGCCAUUCAUGCAGCUGAAGAAAGACAGUCGCAUUUGGAAGCCCAAGUUUUUGCUGAAAAAUUACGAACCUUGAAGGAGAAGUACGAAAAUGAGCUAAGAGAUCUUAGGGCACGUGAAUUAAUGCGUAUAGAGGAGGCUGCAAUAUUGGAUAAGGAGCUAAAAAGAGAGAAAACAAAAGCAGCCGCUGCUAUCAAGUCAAUCCAAGAGAGAAUGGAAGACAAGCUCAAAACAGAAAUUGAACAAAAGGAAACUGAAGCUCAGUUGGCGUUGAGUAAAGCUGAAGAAAUGGCAAAAGCUGAGUUGACUGCGGCAAUUAUAAAAGAAAAGGCAGCACAAAUUGAAAAAAUGGCUGAGACAGAUCUUAACAUAAAGGCAUUGCAUAUGGCAUUCUAUUCGCGCUCUGAAGAGGCUCGCAAAAGUCACUCAGUUCACAAGCUUGCAGUGGGUGCACUUGCGUUGGAAGAUUCACUCUCGAAAGGACUACCAAUCCAUAAAGAUAUAAGUAUGCUUCAGACUUACCUUGAAGGCGUUCAAGAGGACUCAGGCUUAGACUUGGUUUUAUCAUCUCUUCCAGAAGAAGCAAAAGCCAAAGGAACCGAUACAACAUUGCAGCUAAACCAGAAGUUUGAUACCUUGAAAGGAACACUUAGACACUUCAGUCUCAUUCCACCUGGUGGCGGAGGAAUCUUAGCACAUUCACUAGCACAGAUAGCAUCUUGGCUCAAGUUCAAGGAAGUGGACCAAGCUAAUGGAGGCAUUGAAUCUGUUAUUAAGAAAGUUGAUCAGUACUUGGCUGAGGACAAACUAGCAGAGGCAGCAGCUACACUUGAAGAAGGUGUUAAAGGAAGUAAAGCAGAGGAAGUAGUCAGUGAAUGGGUGAGACUCGCAAGAAACAGAGCAAUUACAGAACAAGCUGUGACACUUAUCCGAUCUUAUGCAACUUGUGCCAGCCUCACUUGAUCAUUCCUCUCAGAUCUUCCAUUCAAAGUUAAAAAAAAAAAAUUAAAUUCGAUACUCAAGAGUCCUCCAGUUCAUUGAUUUUGCGGGAAGUAGUACCAACCCUUUUUGUUCAAACGAAGAUUCAAUGGUUGUUUCAAUAACUCUCUUCUUGUGUUUAUGUCUGCAAGAUAAAUCAGACAGUGUUUCUUUUGGGAUUCAGUAACCAGUUUGGUGUUUAAAAUCACAGGGGUUUUCGAGAGACAGAGAUCUUUAUCUGAUUUAGAAUGUUACAGAAGUUUGAAUUUAAAUAAGAGAAACUCAUGAAUUAUGAUUU
This is a messenger RNA of Eruca vesicaria subsp. sativa (arugula), 2292 nucleotides long. The record is from the annotation of a GenBank genome assembly. NCBI's taxonomy places the organism in Eukaryota, Viridiplantae, Streptophyta, Magnoliopsida, Brassicales, Brassicaceae.